AAAAACAAAACCCUAGCCUUCUAAACUCAAAACUCAGAUCCUUAAGCGCGCUCCAAGUCUCUCAAACUCUCAGAGAAUCAAAGAUCUUAAACGCGAAACACAAAAGGAUGGAAACACCAACAAAUUGUAGUUCUUCGGCUGCAUCUAAUUCAGAGUCGGUAGAAACAAUACCUGCAACAAAUUCUAGUGGUAAAGUUGUUGAUGUUGGCUGGCAAUUUGGAACAGUAGUCACUGGUAAAACUAACAAAGUCCGAUGCAAUUUGUGUGGUAGAGAAGUUUAUGGUGGUAUUAAUCGAUUGAAACAGCAUAUUGCUCGGAUUAGUGGUAAAGUUGUUGAUGUUGGCUGGCAGUCAUGGCCAGAUCUAAAGAUGCUGAUAAAUUUGAUAUAGUUGCUUGGUGGACUAAUUACGGAUCUGAGACGCCAAACUUACAGAAGAUGGCAUUAAAAAUAGUUUCUUUAACAUCAAGCUCAUCAGGAUGUGAAAGGAAUUGGAGUGCUUUUGAGGGAUUUCACACAAAAAAGAGAAACAGGUUAGAUGCUGAGAGAUUGAACAAUCUGGUCUAUGUUCAAUUUAAUGCAAAACUUGCAAAUAAAAAAUCAAAGAUGAAGGAUAAAUUUGACAUGCUAGUGGCCAGUGAUGCGAGUAAAGCUCAGGGAUGGAUCGUGGAAGGUGCAGAUGAUGAUGAGUUAUCUGAUGACUCCACUGUAACAGCUGAAGAGGGAAGCACAUUACCUACGGCUACUAGAAAGGCGUUUAGAGAACUUCACGAAGAAGAUUUUGAGUCUGACGAUGAAGAUAACGAUGAUGAUGUUAUAAUUGAGGAAGAAGAAGAUUAUGUUGAUCAGUGGUAAUGUAUUUGUAUUUUGCAGAACUGUAGAACUAGUAGUAAUCUUUUAUUAUUUGUAUGUACAAUGACUCAAUGAGCCAAUGACCGGUAAAUUAAUCUUUGCCAAUUAUUAUUUGUUUUGAA
This is a messenger RNA of Daucus carota subsp. sativus, 972 nucleotides long. RefSeq lists its product as uncharacterized. The transcript has 4 exons. Gene Ontology annotation, molecular function: protein dimerization activity. The record is from RefSeq and is a predicted model, not a curated record. Bases 353 to 853 code for a protein of 166 amino acids. NCBI's taxonomy places the organism in Eukaryota, Viridiplantae, Streptophyta, Magnoliopsida, Apiales, Apiaceae.